This is a messenger RNA of Conger conger (European conger), 12144 nucleotides long. It is a transcript of the gene bsna, whose product is annotated as bassoon presynaptic cytomatrix protein a. Gene Ontology annotation, biological process: protein localization to synapse; presynaptic active zone assembly. Gene Ontology annotation, molecular function: metal ion binding; structural constituent of presynaptic active zone. Gene Ontology annotation, cellular component: glutamatergic synapse; axon; cytoskeleton of presynaptic active zone. The record is from RefSeq and is a predicted model, not a curated record. NCBI's taxonomy places the organism in Eukaryota, Metazoa, Chordata, Actinopteri, Anguilliformes, Congridae. The transcript has 16 exons. The coding region runs from base 1 to 12144 and encodes 4047 amino acids.
AUGGGGAACGAAGCCAGCCUAGAGGGAGGUGGACAACCUGGGGAACCAGGCUCCGCGGUCUCUACGGCUGGAGCUCCGGGAUCCAUUUCAGCACCAUCGGGCUCUGGACAGCUCAUCAAGCCCGGUAAUGGUGCUGCAGCCGGCGGAGGAGCGGCGGCCGGACCGGGAGCAAGCAUAAACAGACCCACCCAGACUGACCACUCACCCGGGCCCAGGACUGGGGCUCAGCCGGGGUAUGGAGACAGCAGAGCAGGGGGAGGGAGCCGGGGGGAGCCUUACAGACUGGCCACUCACGAAAGCCCCCAUCAGCCCCCGUCGCCCUCGCCCUCCCAGGGGCAGGGGCAGCACGCGGCCCGGCGCAGCCUCCAGGUGGACGUGGGUGGGGGCAGGACGGGGCGAUCGCCCUCCAUGUCGCCAGACCGGAGCGCCCCCAGCUCGCCGUACUCUGUGCCCCAGAUCGCCCCCCUGCCCAGCAGCAAGCUGUGCCCGGUGUGCAACACCACGGAGCUCACCUCCCACGACCAGCCAAACUUCAACACCUGUACGCAGUGCCAUGCCACGGUGUGCAACCAGUGUGGGUUCAACCCCAACCCCCACCUCACUGAGGUCCAGGAGUGGCUGUGCCUGAACUGCCAGAUGCAGAGAGCGUUAGGAAUGGACAUGACGACUCCACGCUCCAAGAGUCAGCAGCAGAUCCACUCUCCUUCUCACCAAGCCAAACCAGAGCCCCAGCUCCAACCCAAACCCCAGGUCCAGCCACAACCCCAGCCCAAACUCCAGCCUCUGUCUCAGCCCCAGCCAAAACCACAAGCCCAAGAGCAGCCACCGAAACAGCCUCUGGCCAAAGCUCAAGCCAAGUCCCAGCACCACCCUCACUCCCAACCCCACUCCCAACCCCACUCCCAACCGCACCCCCACUCCCAACCCCACACUCAAAUGGCUAAGGCCCCGUCCCAGCCGGACCUGUCCCGGUCCUCUCCCCUGCACCAGCCCGGCCGACAGGACCAGAUCCGCAGUGCCGGGAGCUCCCCCGCCAGGCAGCCGGCCCCACCCCAGGAGCAGCCGCAGGACGGCCUGACCAAGCUGUUCGGCUUUGGGGCGUCACUCCUAAACCAGGCCAGCACCCUCAUCUCGGUGGACCCCCUGCAGGGCUCGCAGCCUCAGCAAACCCCUGCCCGGGGAGCCCACAAAGUGGUUUUCAGUGACGCCAGCUCCUCAGCCAGCAAGCCCCCAGGCCCUGCAGCUGUGCCCGGGGUGGGCCCAGGCAAGCCGGGGGGAGCCCCGCUCCACACAGGGCCCCACGCCCCCCCUCAGCAGCAGCCCAAACACCAUCAGCAGGCCCCGCAGAAGCAGCAGCAGCAGCAGCAGCCGCUGGCCAGGCGUGAACCCGCUCACAAGCCCCCGGAGCCAGAAAAGCCCAAGGUCAACUGUCCGCUGUGCAAGACCGAGCUCAACAUCGGCAGCAGCCAGCCCCCCAACUACAACUCCUGUACGCAGUGUCACACGCAGGUCUGCAACCUGUGCGGAUUCAACCCCACGCCCCACCUGGUGGAGAAGAAAGAAUGGCUUUGCUUGAACUGUCAGACUCAGAGGUUGAUGUCUGGAGGGUUGGGAGAUGCACCGCUCCCGAUACCUCAGUCAUCUCCAAAACACCAACCAGUGGGAUCACCCAGACACCAACCACCAACCAGUCAACAGCAGACCCAGCAGCCAGCUCUCCAGAAAGCAACCACCCAGCAGCAGCCGGCUCCAAAGCAGCAGCAGCAGCAGCAGAAACCAGUGGCUGAAGGAAGUGGACCUUAUGCUCCAGUGAAGCAGCCAGCAGAGACACAGCAGGACAAGGGUCCCAUCUCCCCGAUACCUACAGCUAUCAGUGAGGCCCAGAGGCAUCAGAAAACAACAGACAAGGACAAGAUGGCACCAAAAAUGGAAACGGAUGCUGAGACCAAACCAGCGCCAAAGAAGGGAGCACCUGAGCCGAUCACUGUGACUACGCCGGUGAAAGACAUAAAAAGAGUUACGGAGUCUCAGAAGUCCAGAUAUCAAGAUGAGACAAACAAGUCCAGCACACAAGACCUUUCCCGAAGUCCACAGAGCCUGAGCGACACUGGUUAUUCCUCAGAUGGGAUAUCCAGCUCCCACAGUGAGAUCACAGGUUUAAUACAAGAAGAGGAGAUGAAGCUAAGUGAGCGGGGGCUAAGUGAACACAGCCCCCCAAGCCCAUCUGAGAUCACAAAGUUGGAGAGUUCUAUGCGUACUCUGUUGGAGUCUAAAUCCAUUCCAGAUCAGGAGCAAGAGAGGGGGCGAGGGAGGCAUUCACAUGACUCCAGGGAUAUUGAUGAUAAGAAGCAGAGGCCUCGGUCUCUGUCCAUUACCCCAGAGGCAUAUGACUCAGAUGAGGAGCUAGAAGACAUCCUGGAAGAGGAUGAAGACCCAGACUGGGAAAACCAGCGUAACCUCAGGAAUAGCAUGGCAGAAUCAUCUGAUGAUUUCAGCAGCAAAAAACAAGAGACAGAGAUGACGGAUGAGGAAUUUAUGAGGAGGCAGAUCUUAGAAAUGAGUGCAGAUGAGGAUAAUGAAGAGGAUGAUGAUGAUUACAGUUACCAAAAACCAAAAAAGAGCCAUAAGCACAGUGCAGAUUCAGGUAAAGAGAAGCAGCGCCGCCUCACUCAUCACUCCAGUAGUUUUGAAGAGGAAACCAAAGGAGCUGAUGAUGCCUACCAAGGUGCAAGUGAAGAUGGUGAUGAAGAUCUGAUGGCUUCCCAAGGAGGCCUCCGUCGUUUCAAGACAAUUGAAUUGAACAAUACAAGCAGUUACAACCGUGACAUGGAGCUCAGCAGUGAAAAUGACCUUAGCUUGGAUCGGGAACCAGAGCUGGAAAUGGAAAGUCUGACUGGCUCUCCAGAUGAGCGAUCAAGGGGGGAAUACUCUUCAACCAUCCCUGCGACAACUCCAAGUUAUACUUCUGGUACUUCUCCCACUUCAGUAUCUUCCAUGGAGGAUGACAGUGACAGCAGCCCUAGUCGCAGACAGAGGUUAGAAGAAGCUAAGCAGCAGAGGAAAGCCCGGCAUCGUUCCCAUGGCCCACUUCUACCAACAAUUGAAGAUUCAUCUGAAGAAGAUGAAUUAAGAGAAGAAGAGGAACUGCUGCGCGAACAGGAGAAGAUGCGAGAAGUUGAACAGCAAAGGAUUCGGAGCACUGCCAGGAAAACUAAGAGAGACAAGGAGGAGCUAAGGGCACAGAGACGCAGAGAGCGAUCCAAAACUCCUCCCAGUAACCUCUCUCCCAUUGAGGAUGCAUCUCCCACAGAGGAGCUGAGACAAGCAGCAGAAAUGGAGGAGCUUCACCGAUCCUCUUGCUCAGAAUAUUCACCUUCUAUUGAUUCUGAGGCUGAAGGUUUUGAAAUAUCUUCCAAGCUCUACAAAUCUGGAAGUGAGUACAACCUGCCAACAUUUAUGUCACUCUACUCCCCCACUGAGAAACCAAACACCACCAGCUCUUCCUCAUCAAGUGGCAAACCACUUAAAAGUGCUGAAGAGGUUUAUGAGGAAAUGAUGAGGAAGGCAGAGAUGUUACAAAAGCAACAAAAGCAGCAGGCACAGCAUGCGAGACAUGGGCAGCAGUAUGAUGAUUCCUAUCAGCAAGAAGAAUUAAGGAAUGGACAGGAGCAAGACUAUGAGGAUGACUAUGACUAUAAUCAGGAUGAGACUGGCUUUGAAAACAAUGCAUCAGAGACCGAUAACAUAUAUGAGGAAAUUCGUCAGACAUCCCAAAGCAUUACCAAAAUGCAUCAGUCUUCCACUCAUGACUUAGAAGAGCAAGCAGAUGACCAGAUUGAUAUAGAUGAGUCCUACUCAGACAAGCAGCUUUUGGAUACUGGGUCAGCUUUUGCUAAAUUACUGGAACAAAACAAUGCUCUUCUUACACCUGGGACAAGUCCUACUCAGCUGUCAGCACCAGUUUCAUUUUCUUCCACAAUUACUGAACCCAGUGGACCUGGAGGGAGGGGGAUUCCUGAUGUCAGAGUAACACAGCAUUUUUCCAAAGAAGGGUCAAAAGACAUAAUCAGAAGUCAAACCACAAAGAAUGGAGUUGUUCCUGCUAUAGCUACCACUAUAGCUGCCUAUGGGGUUUAUUCUAGAGAUGCUGUGACUGUUUCCCAGACAAAUGUCACUCAGACCGUGACUACAACCCAGUCACCAAUGUACAGCCGGCAAACAGGAGCUGGUUCCAACGUUUCCAGUAAAAUAUCAGAGAUGACUCAGGCCUACAGUCAGAGGGAUGUCACUGGGAGGAGAGCUACAGAAAGCAGGACCGUUCAAGUCAGAGAAGUGGCAGCAUCAGAAUCUGACUCUGAAACCCUUACAUCCAAGGUCUUUACUUAUUUCAAAGGAUCAAGCCCUCCCCUUUCCCCUACUAGUUCUCCUACACAGAGUCCUAAACGAUCUCCAUCCAGAAAAAACACAACUGAGUUUGCUACACAAACCUUCAAUCCUGGUAUGCCAGUGACACCUUCUGGCUCUGGUACUACCUCUCCAGUAAUGGCUCAAGGAACCCAGACACCCCAUAGAAUUGUUUCACCACGCCUCUCCAGACAACAGUCCUCUCAGGAUUCACCUUUCAUGGUGAUAACCUUAGGUUCUGAGCCUACAAGCCCUGCUAAGCCAAUAACAGUCAACUCCUCCACCUCUCCUCUGUCUUCACCAACCAGAUUGAGUCGUCAGUCAACCUUUGAUACCUAUAGUCCCACAUCAAGUUCCCCACCCUCCCCAACCCAAGAUUCUUUACCACAUGUUUUAUAUAAGGCAAAGAUUGUGGAAAAGGUUAGUGUUGGUACUAGCAUGGUGACCACUGCAAGUACAUGUAGUCAUGGAUCAUUGUCCAUGGAAAAUAUAUCACUUUGUAGAAUCUCCACUGUUCCUGGUACAUCCAGGGUUGAACAAGGCCAAAUGAUGUCAAGCAGCAGUUUGGUCGAUCUGAGGACAGCUACAAAGCCAGCCCCUAUUAUAAUGACAGAUCAUGGUAUGGAUUUGACAUCUUUAGCAACAGACGCACGGAAGUACUCUAGUGAUGCUGAGGGAAGCCCCAGUCGUCAUUCUACUGCAGUUCAGCCACUUGUUAUGAAUCUGAAUGCCCAAGAACAUCCACAUGUGGCUGUAACUACAGUAAGCAUCACUGUUGCAGCUUCCAUGUUUAUAUCACAGCCAAAACAACCUGUAGUCUAUGGUGAUCCAAUGCUGAACAGAGUAGACCUGGGAGUAGGAACAGCAGUGGGCUUGACUCAGAACAAACCACCACCAAUUGACCCAUCCAUUCCAAAGAUAGAUGCUAAGCUGGAGGACUUGAGUAUUCAGCAGCAACAACUACAGAAGCAGCAACAAAAGUUGCAAGAACAGCAGCAGCUGCUAGAACAGCAGUUGCAGCAGCAUCACCAACAGCAGCAACAGCUUCAGCAACAGCAAGCAGCUUCUUUUGCCAGGUACAAUUUAGUGAACCAGGUCCAACCCUUGCUGAAAAAAGACUUGCUUGUGAGUCAGACAAGCAAUGCACAGGCUGUAACAGCACUCUCACCUGCUCUUUCUCAUGAAAUGUAUGGUGCAAGUGGUCUUCCACUGGAACUUAAGAGUAAACCUCCCAUCAUAAAUCUGUCUGCAGUGAAACCCCAAGUGAUGGUGGUCCAGAUGGACACAGUCGCACAUGGAGCACCAGUGUCCCAACUGGUUAAACCCGAAGAACCACAAGAUGCCAUGGACCUGACUGGGCAGAUAAAAGCUGACAAACAGGUGGCCUGCUGUGAUGUAGUGUAUCGAUUACCUUUUGGUGGUAGCUGUCGCCCUUUCUCUCAAAAGCCUAAAGUGGAAGAAAAGGUACGUGCAGCAGAACCGCUGCAAAGCAACCGUCCUCCUUCUGCACCUCCUCAAUUCGGUGGAAGCCACCCACAGGAGCCUGGUCAGGACAGUUACACAUAUCAAGAGCCAGGAGUUGUGAAUCAGAACAUAAUGGAAGAGCGUAAACCCUACCAAGUGCCCCUCUCUGGAAGGCUGCAGCCAUCCAUGUCAGAUACCAAUCUAGCAGACCCUGGUCUUCAGCUCUAUGAGACAAAGAAUGACCCUAGUCUGUAUGGCUCUGGAGACCUGGCUAUGGAUCUGAGCACCAUGAAGCAAGCCUAUGAUGGAAGUUAUCUUGGCAUGGGAAUGCAGUAUGGGUCCUACACAGAUUUAAGGCUUCAGGGGGAUGUUAUGGGUCAGCCCUUGCCUAUGCGAAGAUACAGCUCAAUGUCAAACAUUAGUACAGAUUAUGGCUAUUCAUCUCGAGACCUUUCCACUUUCCAAGAAUCCAACCUAGCCCAGUAUAGUGCUACCACUGCUAGGGAAAUCAGUAGAAUGUGUGCAGCUCUGAACUCAAUGGAGCAGUUUGGGGGACGAUAUAGCAACAACCCAGAUCUACAGUAUGGCUCUGGAAGAGGAGGUGGUCCAGCAGGAAGGCUUAAUUUACAACAGGGGUUAGCAUCAGUGAAAGCUAACCUCAUGUAUGGCCCUGAUGGCCGCCCACUUGCACCUGGUCAAGCAUAUACUAAUCUAGUCAAUGCUAGACAAGCAGCCCUACGGGCAAUGUAUCCAUCUGCAGUAAGAGCUUCUGAUGGUAUGAUCUAUUCCACCAUAAAUACCCCAAUAGCGUCUACCUUGCCAAUCACAACUCAGCCUGCCUCUGUCUUGCGACCCAUGCUGAGGGGUGUUUAUAGACCUUAUUUGACAGGAAAUAUGACUGCUGUACCUUUGGCAAGUCUCACCAGGAUGCCUCUUGUAUCUCAAAGGAUGCCUCUAUCCGCACAGGGACCUUACCGUUUUCCACCUCCUAAUCGCUUUCCAACAGCCUCUAUUCCUGCUAGUGUACCUGCCUCCACUACAUCUAUAGACACACCUGUUUACCUGGGAAAGCCCUCUUUGACUACUACAACGUCUGUGACUACAAUGCAAACAACUCCUCUACAAUCAGCUAAUAUCACACUGGUACCUCUUCAAUCGCCUGUUGUUGUGCCUAUAAGCCAACAACAACCCCAACCUUAUUAUCCAACUCAACAAACCCAGCCCCAGCUGCCACACGCCCAGGCACAGGCUCCACUCCAACCUCCUCCUCAAAUGCAGCCACAAAUACAGGCUCAGAUACCACCACAAACUCAGCCACUGGCAUACACCCAAAUUCCACCACAACCUCAGCCUGCCCCUGCAGUCAGCACUGCUGCCAGUAGCAGCACCCCAGAGAAGGACAGGGAAGAAGAGAGACUGCGCCGACAGCAAGAGCAACAACUGCAGUUGGAACGUGAGUGUGUGGAGCUGGAGAAAAUACGACAAAUGCGCAUGCAGGAAGAACUGGAAAGAGAGCGUCUUGAUCUUCAGAGACACAGGGAAAAAGAGCAAAUGCUAGUCCACCGUGAAAUCCAGGAGUUGCAAUCUAUCAAGCAGCAUGUCUUGCAGCAACAACAGAAUGAGAGGGAGAAUCAGUUGGUCAUGCAGAGGGAACAAUUAGCUCAACAGAAAAUGCAGCUAGAUCAGAUCCAGUCGCUGCAGCAGCAGCUCCAACAACAGCUUGAAGAACAGAAGAGGCAGAAAACUGCCGCAGCUGCCGCAGCUGCUGGAUACUCUGUUGUCUGUGACCAAACUGGCAGGGUAAUUCAACAUGACAUUCCAUCUGAGUUUCAGCGGACAGUGGAUCAGAGGCAUACUUCAAGGGUUUUGCCCAGCUCUGCCUCAGAAAUAUCACUGAGGAACAGGGAGGAGCAUGUAGAAACAAGGGCCAUGAGGAAGCGCAGCUCUAUGCCUCGUUUGAGGGAUGGGUUAGAUGGAGAGGAUAGCCAACACACGGUGAAGAGGAUUGUUGACAGUAGUGUUCAGACUGAUGACGAAGAUGGUGAAGAGAGGUUCAUGAUAUCACGGCGAAGGAGAACCAGACGUAGUGUGGACUGCAGUGUUCAGACUGAUGAUGAAGACAAAGCAGAGUGGGAGCAGCCAGUAAGGCGCAGACGGUCACGUUUCUCAAAGCACUCUGAUACCACUGUCGAGAGCAAAGUGGACACAUCAAAGGUUUCCUCUGCAAGCAUUGGAAUCCAGACCAUUCGUGACUGUUCUGCACAGACUGAUUCUGAGCAGUUGGGGAGAGUUUCUCCUGCUAUUCACAUCACCACAUCUGAUCCAAAAGUAGAGAUUGUGCAUUAUAUUUCAGCCCCUGAGAGAACCCAGAAAGGGGAAAGCCUUGGCUGUCAGACUGAACUAGAGCCUCAAUCCCAAGGUGUGGUAAUUCCUCAACUGAGUGUGCCCACAACCAUAGGCCCUUACUCAACUGGCAUACAGCUUGUUACUGAUCCUCGACAGCAAGGGAUGGUCAAGUUUGAGAGAAGGAAGCCUGAUCCUCUUGAAAUCAGCUACCAGUCUCACCAUUUGCACAAUGAAUCGCUCUCCAGCUUCAUACGCCAAACUCCUAAGUCACCCCAGGUGCUUUACUCUCCUGUCUCCCCUGUUUCCCCUCAUCGCUUAAUGGAGACCUCAUUCUCCUCUAGUGAACGCCUCAAUAAAGCUCAUGUCACACCACAGAAACACUUCACAGCAGAGUCUCCCCAGCGUCAACAGACUCUGCCUCGGCCAAUCCGGAAUGUACAAAGAUCAAUGUCUGAUCCAAAGCCCCUCAGCCCAACUUCAGAAGAUCCAGCUAAGGCCAGGUUUGCCAUGUAUCAACAACAAGUUCUCCAAAGCCAGCUUGCGGCUCUGCAGCACAGUUCACUGAUGCGAAAAGUAAAGAGGACUCUGCCCAGUCCACCACCAGAGGAAACCAACCUUCCUAUGAUGAAUCCUGCCUUUCCUCAGAUGUACGGCUGCCCUACCCUUCCUCAUAAGAUGGUAUCCAGGCCAAUGCUCGCCACAAAGGCCAGUCUCCUGAAGGAUAUCACCCAUGAGCUGAAGGUAGUAGAACAGGAGUCCACCAAGCUGCGCAAGCAGCAAGCAGAGUUGGAGGAAGAAGAGAAGGAGAUUGAUGCCAAGCUGCGUUAUUUAGAGCUAGGCAUCAACCAGCGCAAGGAGACCCUGCUGAAGGAGAGGGAGAGGAGAGAGCUGGCCUAUAUCCGGUGCAUGGGAGACAGUAGAGACUACAUGUCAGACAGUGAGCUUAACAACUUGCGGUUGGUCACAGCCUUUGAGGGCAAUGGCCUGCUGACAAGACCAAGCACAGCGCCAUUGAGCCAGUAUUCUACUGAUCAAUUAAGCACAGUCCAGUAUCCCUCUUCCUCCUCCUUUGUCACUUACCAAUACCCACAAAGCCAACCCACACCACAGGUGCCUGCCCCCGCUCCCUAUCAGCAAACAGCAUUCCAGCCCCCUCCAUAUCCAACAAUCUCACAACCUCUCCCUCAACCAAGUGCCUUGCAGCCCCAACCUCCCCCUCCAACCUACCAGGCACAGACCGCUUUCCCACCUCAAAGCUUCCCUCAAAGUCAGCCCCCCUAUCCAAUGGACAUGGGAGCGCAGCCAAGCCUCCCUGGGUUCCAGCCGCCUCCCGGUCCUGCCCCAUACCCAACACAGACCCUGCCCUACCCAACCCAACCUUCCUUCCCAACAGGCCCAAGCAUGCCUUUCCAGCCAAUGGCAGAGAUCCUUACUGUUCACCAGAGGCCAAGGCAGACCUCCUUGGCAGAUUUAGAGCAGAAGAUGCCCACUAACUAUGAAGUCAUCAGUACUCCUACUGUGGUAGUGACUACCACAGCUCAAGAUAAUACCUACACCUCUGCUACUGUGGCUAACCCUUACGGACUAUAUACCACGACUAUUGCUAAUACAUACGGACAGUACACCACAACUGUUGCAAGCACUUAUGGGCAGUACAGCACAUCUGUUGCCAGUACUUACGGACAGUAUAAACCCCCAGAGACGACCUUGUCUGACCGGAUUCACUCUGCAGAUAGUCCAUCCUCUGCCUAUACCUCAGAUGGCCUCUACACUAAUCUUGAGCAGAACAUCCCAAGAAAUUAUGUCAUGAUAGAUGACAUCAGCGAGCUGACAAAAGAGAACAUGGGCAUUUCUUCAGAUAUGCACAAGACUGACAUGCACGGACACCCUGCCAGCGGACGCUACGGAAGUGAGACCUGCCCUCCGAGAAUGAGUUCCUACGGCAGGACAGAGGAGGAGUCCGAGGAAGACUUGUACGACCACCAUGGCAGGGGUAAGAGCACCAGCAGCUACCACCAGCGAGGUUCAGACAGUCAUGGCCGAAUGGGCAGCAGCAGCAGUAGCAUGGGUGGGGGAUCCUCCUAUUACUAUGACGACUACAAACACUCCACACGUGCAGACAAAUAUGGUUCCAGUAUGGGAGUCCAGAAGCAUUCCUCAAAAAAUAUGGGCCCGGCUGUCGUUUCUUCAAAGCGGAGUAAACACAGAAAGCAAGGCAUGGAGCAGAAGAUCUCAAAGUUUUCCCCCAUUGAAGAGGCUAAAGAUGUGGAGUCGGACCUGGCCUCCUAUACUAUAACGACAUCAUCUGGUGGUAGCUGCACUGUUGUAUCUAGGGCCAAAAAGAUGCAGGACGAUAUUGCUUAUGGAUUGAAGAAAAAUGUCUACGAUCAACAAAAGUAUUACAGCAUGUCUAGCCGUGAGGCGUUGGAGGAAGAAGACCGCAUGUACAGCUCUGGAAGGUCCAGGUCGACAGGCUACGGGAUGGACAAGAUCUCAUCAAGAGAUUCGGGCGGCCAUAGGAGCAAGUCAUAUGAGAGAGACACUAUGGAUCGCUCCCAGAGGAGCAGUUACAGCCGUGGCAGGCCUUCGAUGCGCUCCCAAUACUCAGAGGAGGAGAGCCCGCUCAGCCCCGUGGGGAAGCCCAUGGGUGUUGGGCGAGGCUCUAUAGGGCCAGAGCCUCCUGACGGUCGUAAUCAGUAUGGCUCUAGCCACUCCUUGCCUGAUGUGCAGGACCACAUGAAAGACCUGCCAAGAAGCCACGUCUACAAACCUGACGAUUCUUACAUUAUAGAUGAUAUGCAUUGUGCUGUGUCUGACAGUGAAGCCUAUCAUUUGGGACAGGAAGAGACAGACUGGUUUGAGAAGCCGAGGGAAGCCCGUUCUGAUAGGUCCAGGCACUAUGGAAGCAGUGGCCAUUCUUCCUCACAGAGGAGGAGCCAUGUCAAGCACACAUACCAUGACUACGAUGAGCCGCCAGAAGAGGACCUUUGGCCACAGGACGACUACAGCCACUCCCGCCAUUCUUCAUCCCGAGACCACAGGCACCAUGGUAGUUCUGGGAGACACUCAUCUUCAUCUCGUCAUUCGUCAGAAGAUCCCAGGUCCUCCAGGUCUUCUAGAGGACAUCCCAAGGACCCCUCUAUGCGCCAUGACACACGGGGUGUGUCAUCCUCUGGUAAGAGAGGGUCAUCCGACUCCCGGUCUUCGCAGGGCUACCAUGGCUCAGAUUACUCCCGUGACCCGUCCGGCCACCAUCACAGCUCAAGCAGCCAGAGGGCGCAGAAGCAGCAGUCCUCCAGUCACCACCAGCAGAUGUCUUCUCGGAAGCAACAGGACUUACAAUCCCAUCCACCCUCGUCGAGGCAGCAGGGGCCCAGUCAACAGCGAUCAUCUGGGGGGCCUCCAUCAGGCAGGCAGUCCACAUCACAGCAGCAGGAGGGCAUGCAGCAGCAGGGGCAGCAGGGCCAGCAACCACGCACUCAGCAGCAGCAGCAGCAGCAGCAGCAGCAGCAGCAGCAGGUGCAGACCUCCACAGCACGGCAAUCCCAGCCGCAGCCAGUAGGGACAGCACAGCAGCAGCCAGCGCAACCCCAGCAGCUGCAGGCUAAGCCUGGACAAGCCCAGGUUCGACAGCCACAGCCGACAGCUCAGCCUGCCAUAGCGGCAAAGACAGACACGACCCUUGCUCCUGGCAUAGCUGCCAAACCAGCCACGGCACAGCCUGCAAAAACCCCUCAGCCCCCUCUGACUGGAAUAGGCUCAAAAGCAGCCCCCAGACCUGGAGGGAUAGGAAGUGCAGCAGCGGGACAGCCUGCUGCUGAAGGGGAGAGUGUCCUCUCCAAAAUCCUGCCAGGAGGAGCGGCCGAGCAGGCGGGGAAACUGGGAGAUGCCGUCUCUGCUUUUGGCAAGAAAUUCACUUCCUUCUGGUGA